AUGAGCACGGGGAUAUCUCUGGAUGCCCCUGUCGCCGAACUGUUCAAAACUCUAAGCGAACUCUUCGAUUAUGGACAGACACUGACCUUGGCAUUAAAAGCGUUUUGGAGUUGGCGGCAACUGGCGACAAAGACGGUCGAUGCCUACAUUGGAACCCUGCGAGAGCUGGUUCUGAGGGCCUUUCCGGGCAAAGUCCCCGACCCCAUACUACGAUCGCGGUCAAAACCUAUCGCCGUGGACGGACCCAACCGCAGGAUCGUUUUAGACAUAAUUGGACCACUGCCGACUACGCAUCGUGGUAACCGGUUCGUAUUAUUUAUAAUCAACUACUUUUCUAAGUGGUGCGAGACGACGCCGUUGCAAAACCAAGACGCGAAAUCAGUAGUAACAGCCAUUAUCACCUAUAGGAUUAACCGCUAUGAGGCACCCACGAAAAUGGCGUUUGAAAGCCACCUCUUGGCCCAGCUGUUCUCUGCUCCAGAUAAAGAAGACUGGCACCACUCCGUACCACCCAAAAGAGAACGGGCUGAUCCAGCGAACGAACAGAACCAUUAA
Molecule: messenger RNA, 555 nt
Organism: Dibothriocephalus latus
Lineage: Eukaryota; Metazoa; Platyhelminthes; Cestoda; Diphyllobothriidea; Diphyllobothriidae
Source: the annotation of a GenBank genome assembly